AUGCUCAUCCCCAGUGGCGCCGCCACGGCUGUUUGUGCUGCCGUUGCCCUGACCGCCACCUCCCUUGCCCCCACCUCCCCCUUUGCCGUUGUUCCGAGCCUGCUUGCGGGGCUGGGUAGCGUUGAGGGAGGAGGAGGAGGGUUGGGAGGAGGCGAGGUUGACAAUGGGGGUGCGAAGUUUGACUUCGGUGUCUAUGAUCCACUGCUCAACGGAGGCGAGAUCGGCCAUGGGAUUGGCUUCGUCUGCAUCAGCGGUGGCUUGGUCGACGGUGAGUUGGAGGUCGGGUUCACGAGGAGGAUCGCCAGGAGAGGGAGGGAGAGGAGGGGUCUCGCCGGGGUGGUCAGGAGCGGUGGGGGGGAGAGCAUGGGGACGGCGGAGGAUGACGUCAAGGACGCGGUAGGGGGGAACCCAUGCAUCGGAGAGAACUCGACGAAUGCUGCCGAUGAAGGAGUGCCAGUUGACGGCGGAUUUGUCCGCGGCGAGCUGCAGCUUAUCGAUAGAGGAGUGGUCCCGGAGGGGCGUGAGGAGAGGUGGCGACGAGUCCGCGUAGGGGAAGGGCGCGGGCGGCAGCGGCUGUUGAGGCCGCAGGGCGCUGGCGCGGAGGCGGCGUCGAGGCCGCGGAGGGGGAGGGCGCUGGCAGCGACGGCUGGUGAGGCCGCGGCGGUGCUGGCGCGGAGGCGGCGUCGAGGCCGCGGAGUGGCGCGGGCGGCGGCUGGCGAGGCCGCGGCGAGGCGUGGAGGCGGCGGCGAGGCCGCGGAGGGGAAGGGCGCGGGCGGCGGCGGCUGGCGAGGCCGCGGCGGCGCUGGCGCGGAGGCGGCGUCGAGGCCGCGGAGGGGAAGGGCGCGGGUUGCGGCGACUGGCGAGGCUGCGGCGGCGCUGGCGCGGAGGCGGCGGCGAGGCCGCGGAGUGGCGCGGGCGGCGGCUGGCGAGGCCGCGGCGGCGCUGGCGCGGAGGCGGCGUCGAGGCCGCGGAGUGGCGCGGGCGGCGGCUGGUGAGGCCGCGGGGAGGCGCGGAGGCGGCGUCGAGGCCGCGGAGGGGAAGAGCGCGGGCGGCAGCGGCUGGUGA
Messenger RNA from Closterium sp. NIES-65, 1065 nucleotides. NCBI's taxonomy places the organism in Eukaryota, Viridiplantae, Streptophyta, Zygnematophyceae, Desmidiales, Closteriaceae. The record is from the annotation of a GenBank genome assembly.